AUGGCACGGCUCAAGCGCCAGCCCAAGAAGGGCGGAUCGGCCCACCCCGGCAUCGCCAGCUUCAUCACCCAGCUCCAGCAGGUUCCCCAGCAUGAGCUGCCCUCGCUGGUCCAGCCGCUGCUCGAGCACGGCUGGGAGUGGCCCAAGACCGACCUCCAGCACUGGGUCUACCCGCUCAACCGGUUCGACGAGAUCCUCGAGAACGUCAUUCGCGACUACGACCUCGGCUCGAUGGAGCACUGCCAGACGAACGAGUUCACGCCGCGGACCAAGGAGCUCCUCCUGAGCGUUCUCGGCUUCCAGAAGCUCCUCCUCGAGAACUCGACGAACCGAAAGAUCUUCAACGGUUUCGACCGCAUCAACGACCUCCUCCACACUACCGACAUCUCUGUCCUCCUCGCGACCCUCCGCCUCGCUCUUCGUCCAGCUCAGCAGUUCUCGUCGAUCAACUCGUCCCUGAACGCCGCGCCCUUCUCCGAGAAGCGCCUCCUCGCACUCGCCCAGUCGUGGGGAACGCGCGAGCAUGGCAUCGAGCUUUACCAGCUUGCCGAGGAUAGGCAGCUGGAAGUUCCGCUCGAGUCGCAGGAGCCCGAGUGGCAGUUCUACCGCAAGGCUGAGCCGAGCAAGGGCGCGUCUGAGAACAAGUCCCAGGAGCAAGGGAUGGAGGUUGAUUCUGCGGAACCGCCGGCGUCGGCGCCUCAGGCCUCGACCAGCGUUUCUACCCCUGCACCCGUACGACGCACCGCAUCCUUCGCUCCCCACCUCCACACGCCCGCGCGCGAGGCGCCUUCGACGCCCGCCGCUCCUACGACGCCUGCAACGGGCACGUCGGCGCAGGGUCCGAAGUCUACGGAGGGUCUCACGACGAUCCACCUUCCCAACCUCCGCACGACGCAGAAGAGCGCAAUCGACAUUCUUCUCGACCUUGCUGAGACUCACCACGUGCCCGACUCGGACCGCCUUGACCUCCUUCAGCGCAUCCGCAUCGGCCAGGCGCUCUCUUCGCCUAGUACGGCCACUCGUCAGCAGCUCCUCGUUGUGCGCCUCUUCGCCCUCGCCGUCUUCGCCCACUCGCAAAGCGAGCAAGCCGCUCAGCUGAAGAUCUUCCUGUACGAGCCCGACCUGAUCGCUCAGGUCGCUGAGCUGGUCCACCCCGAACGCGACGUCCCGGUCGAGGUCCGCAGCGCAGCGCUGUACGCGCUGGAGGCGUUCGGUAGGCGGAAGUCGAGGACUGCCGAGGUGGCCAGCGCGCUCAACGCCAGCGUCAGCCACGGCGUGCUGAUGGAGACGGUCCGCAAGAUGGCGGCCGAUCUCGACACCGACGAGCCCGAGACGAAUGUCGAAUACAUCGAUGCGCUUUUCCACGUCCUGACCUACAUGAACAUCCACACCGCGAUCGGCUCCAUGGUUAUCGGCGCCGGCAUCGUCAGCGUUCUGCUCGACUUCCUCCGGAACGAGCGACGUGGCUACCUCCAGCUCCUCGGCGCGAACAAGGCGAAUGUCCUCCUCGACGGCUUCGUUUCCGGCUACUCGAACGCUUUUACGGCCUUCAUGUCAGCCGGAGGCCUCAACGUCUGGGUCGCUCGCAUCAAGACCGAGGUCGACGAAGCUGUGUCUGCGCACGCCGACGAGGCGAAGAAGCUCGAGGCAUCGGUCAAGGAGAACGCGCUCGGUUUCUUGCCUUUCCAGCAGGGCAUCCUGCUCAAGUCGUUCCUCCGCGCCCUUCAGCGUCUCCUCGCCGGAUCCGGCACGACCGAGGGCCUCCGGAACGUCAUCGACACGUCGCUCCUCGACAGUAUCAAGACGGUCAUGCAGUAUCGACGCGUCUUCGGCCCGCAGAUCUUCUCCCUUGCCGCCAACAUCGCUGCGACGUUCGUUCACAACGAGCCGACAUCGCUUGCCGCCCUCCAGGAGGCCAAGGUGCCCGAGAUCUUCUACGACUCGCUCGAAGGAGUCAUUCCCGCCGCCAACGAAGUCCUGCAGUCGAUCCCGCAUGCCAUCGGCGCCUUCUGCCUCAACCAAGCGGGACUCGAUCAGCUUCUCGCGCGCCCGCUCGUCGACAAGUACUUCGAAAUCUUCACGACGCGCGAGCACGUCGAGCUCCUUCGGGACCGCGACUCGGCCGUCAUCCUCGGCAGCUCGAUUGAAGAGCUCAUCCGGCAUCACCCCGCCCUCAAGGAGAAGCUCAUGAAGGGCGUCCACGGCGUCCUCGAGGCGCUCAAGGCGAACGGCGAGCGCUUCGUCGUUCCCGACGGAGAAGAGGGGUACAACCUCGUCGCAGCUUCGCCUGUGCGAGACGUCCCCAUGCAGGAGUUGGGGACGGAUUCGGCCGGACAGGCGACUCGUGCGGGUCAAGAGCAAGAUUCGGAUCAGGCGCGUCGAGAGCAAGACGUGAAGGACAAGGACAAGAAGAAGGACGAGGAGACUAUGAAGAACAACGAGGCGACCGACGCGAUCGAUGUCUUCGGACGCUUCCUCGAAGGGCUGUUCCAGAACACCGGCCAAGUCAUCGACGACUUCUUCGGCGCGACAGACAAGGUCUUCGAGACGCUCCUCGAUCUGCUCGCCCUGCCGUGCUCUCCUGCGAUCAUGGAGAAGAAUAACGGCUACAGCUCCAUCGCCGCCAUGUUCCGGAUCGCAACCGAGACCAAGGCAAGCGAGGUUCUCUCCUGCAUCUUGCGCCGCACCGACAAGUGGAUGAAGAAGACCGAGUGGUUCUGGAACACGACAGCGACCGACGGCCUCGCUCGCGAGUCGCCGCUCGCCGCGAUGGUUAGCCCGCCUGUCGACUCGCUUCCUGACCAGCAGAAGCGCUUCCGCGACAUCACCGUCCUCCUCUCGCACAUCUCGCUGCUCUCCGAUGUCUUCACAAACCUCACUUACGCGUACGGGAAACCCGCAACCGUCAUCCUCAGCGUCUUCACCAAGCCGGCGGAGCAGGGCGAGGUUCUCGAGCGCAUCGGACGCGUCUACCGGGCGUGUCAGUGGGAGAACGUCGCCAUCCGUCCCACCAGCUUCUGGACGGGCGAGGCGUCCCAGGCAGCGACCGAGGAGAUCGCGCAGAAUGCGCCGCAAGGCGAGGCGCCGACUCCCGCGGUCGCAGCUUCGCGCGAGCACCAGCAGGAGCGUGCAGCCGAGAAGGCGGCGGUCGAAGCGAUCUCGACUCCGGCGACGCCCGACUCGCCCAACAUCAAGCUCAUUCAGGACGUCCUACAGGCUUUCACGAGAUCGACCUUGCCGUUCAUGCAGGCCAUCCUCAAGCUUGUCCUCCAGCGUCGCACCGCCGAGGCUGCGCAUCGCGCCGUCGGACAAGCUGUUGCUGAGAAGCUCGCUCGCUUCCUCCGCGACAGCCUUGAAUGGCCCGAGGCGAAGGAGCUCUCUGCCAACCUGGCGUACGCAGCGCAGAGCCUCAUCCUCGUCACCAAACUCCUCUUCGACGAACGUCCGAACGGCUUGCAAGUCCAGCUCUUGCGUUCCUUCGUCGCCUGCGGCGGCUUCGAAGCCUACCUGCGCCUCUUUGAGCGGCUACAGGCCGUCGCAACGGAUUACUUCGCCUCCACGUCGGACGCCAGCACCGCUUCGCCGCUCAUCAUUCCGGUCUUCGGCGGUCUCAAGACGGUCCUCGAGCUUCUCGUCCGGCUCACGGCGGGCCAGACGAUCCUCGAAGCGCCGCAAACGGCAAUUCUGCUCACUCGCGAGAAGGACCCGGCAAGUCGCAACUACUUCAACGCGCCCGCUCUCCUCGUUCGCCUUCGCGCAGCAGCUUUGCCGGCAAUCUGCGCCAUGUGGGAGCAGCCCUGGCUCCGAAAAUGCCCUCAGAACGUCGUUCGCAGUCUCGUCGCCACCCUCAUCAACGUUCUCAAGGCGGAGGGGGAGGACCAGACAGACCAGCCGCCUCGACCAGAAGUCGGUCGCCCUCUCGGUCAGGUCAUCGCAGACGGCAACCUCGCGGUGGGGGGCACGGCGAACGCGCUCAAUGCCAUGUUCGGCGGUGGGCCGCUCGGAGCCCUGGCGGGCGUUCCAGCCACGCCGCCUGCUCCGGACGAGACGCGCAUCGCGCAGCUGAUGGACAUGGGUUUCCCGCGUGGCGCAUGCGAGACGGCGCUCCGCCGCACGCGCAACAACGUCGCCCUUGCGACUGAGUACCUUCUCCAGCACCCGGACGUGGUCGGCGCCGCUCGCGAUGAGGAAGCCCGUCAGCUCCUCGCCCCCGCUCCGCUCGCACCUCCUGCCGAUGCUCAACCUGCACAGGCCGACAACGUCGAAGCUGCGCCAGCUCCUCUCGCUCCCCAAGACCAGCCCGCAGAGCCUGCGGCCCCGGCACCCGAGCCCCAGGCAGACGUCGAGAUGGGAGAUGCCAAUGCAGAUGGCACGGUUGCCGAAGCCGCAGCGUCGACUACUGCUGCAGAGGAGCCGCCGGCGACGCUAGAAACGCCAAUCGACGACGUGAAGAAGGAGCUCAAGGUCGCCCGCGAGAAGAUCGAGACCGGCUUCAUCCACCGCACGCUCGAACUCGCCGAGGACUUUGCGGACCUCGUCUUCGACGUCAAGAACGUCUUCAACUCGCUUGCGCCGCCGAGCAGUGCCGAGUCGGGCAAGCCACCGUUCAAGCCGCUUCUAGACGAGCUCGACUCGUUCACAGCGGAGAACGGUGCGGACGCCCGCGAAGCCGCCAUCACGACCCGGCUGCGUCUCAUUGCCCUCAUCACUACCGACGUCAGCUACCGCGAAACGGUCGAGUCUCUGCGCGAGAACGUCAUGUCGACCGUGAUGCGUUUCGAACGUCAUUACUCGGAAAAGUCGCCCGCCAAGGAUGCUCGCCCGAAGUGGCUGGCGCCCCUGAUGCUCGUCGCCGACUCGAUGCUCGCCAUUCAAGACGUGCCGCGACCGACCGAGAUCCUCGCCGAAGGCAGCGAGGUCCCCUCUGUUGAGCUCGUCGCGCAGGGUCCGGCCUGGGCAAACGAGCGCAAAGCGCUCUUCGAGCUCGCUCUCGACGUCCUCGACAAGGGCGUCUCGACCCGCGACGUCUUCAUCUCGACGUUGCGCCUCCUCCUCUGCUUGACGCGCGACCACGAUGUCGCCGCCGCUUUCGCUCAACGCGAUGGCGUCCGAACUCUUCUCUCUUCCUUCGCGAUCGAUUCGCCGGAGACGAAGGGUUGCAGGUCCUAUGCCGUCAUGAUUCUCCGCCACGUCGUCGAGGAUCAGGCUCUCCUCAAGUCGGUGAUGGAGCGAGAGAUCGAAGGAUGGUUCGGCUCGAACCGGUCAAAGGUGGCCGACGCCACGGGCUUCGUUCGCGCAACACACAGCGUUGCCUUGCGUAACAUCGCGACUUUCCUCGAAGCCGCCAAGACCACCAUCAAGCUCGUUCGCGCCGAUGCCCCGCACCACUACCACGUUACGCUGCAGCGAGACGACGGCGCGAACGCCGGCAAGCAGGUCGACUCUGAGCCCCUCAAGUCGCCGCUCAACCAAGAUGGCGCCGACUCGACGGACGCCGCCAUGGGCGACGCACCGACCAAAGCCGCCGGCAGGGCGACGCUGUCUCCCGCGCCGCAGGCGGUUGAUGUGGUCGUUCACCUGCUCAUGCAGCAGGCGCUCGACACGAGUAAGGGUGCCCUCGCGCCUGUCCCGCGUCCUGCGGAGGGCGCCGAAUCGGCCGGCAACGCGCCUCCGGACGCAUCGAAGAAGGAUGCGGUGGAUGCCCACAUCCCUGCGGACACCCCUCUCGACGAUUUCUACCAGUCCGCCUUCUCCCUCGCGUGUCUCGCCGAACUCGUCGCGUCCUAUAACCCGUGCAAGGCGAGCUUCCUCGCCUUCUCGACCCGCAAGGGCGGGAGCAAGGAAACGGUCACACCCAAGUCGCGCUCUUCGUUCCUCUACUUCCUCCUGAACGAUCUCGCCCUGUCCUCGUCGCUCGCGCCACUUGGCGACUUCGAUACGAAGCGCGCAUCGUCGAUGUGGGGUUGGGCGUCGCUCGUCGUCGUUGGUCUUUGUUACGAUUCGGCUGCGGCGUCGACCCUCGGCAACGCCGCAGACAGGGAGUCGGCGAACGAGAUCACGGUCGUGCGCAAGGCCGUCCUCGAAGUCAUCGCUCGAGCGUUCCGCGAUGCGAUGGCAUCGUCCGAGCCAACCGAGACCCGUUACGCACGGCUCGCCUGCCUCUCCGACCUCUGCCAUCGCCUGUUGACGGCGCGUCCCUUCCCGAACGUCAACCGGCCGCACUCGGAGACGUCGAUGCAGCUCGCCAAGCUCAUGCUCGAGAAGAACUUUGCCGUCAUCCUCACGAACGCGCUCGCCGACGUCGAUCUCAACUACCCUCACGUCAACGUCCUGAUCAACGCGAUCCUCCGCCCGCUCGACCACCUCACCAAGAUCGUCACGAAGCUCGGCCGCGCCAAGGGAGCAUUGUCCGGAGCGGCAGGCGCUUCGAAGGACGGUGCCAUGUCGAGCGACUUUUCCUCGGAAGACUCGUCGAUGAUGAGCGACGGCGAGACUGUCAGUGACGAGUCUGACGUGGAGCUGAGCCCGGAGGAUCAGGCCGCAGCCGACCUGUACCGCAACUCGGCGCUCGGCAUGUACGAGGGCGAGCUCGAGCAGGGCCAGCCGGAGGAGUUUAUGAGCGAGGACGAGGAGGCUUACGACGAAGACGACGACGAGAUGAUGGAGGAGGAGUUCGACGGUAGCGAGUUCAGCGAUGCGUCCGACCUGGAUGAUGACGAGGAGCAUGGCGGCCGGCGCUUCUCGGAUGCCGACAUGGAGGAGAUGGCCGCAGAAGACGAGGACGACCUUGACGGCGACUCGGACGGCGAAGGCUCCAUCAUCGAUGCCGACGAUGUCGAAGAGGAGAUUCUGUUCGAAGAAGGUGGCGAUGGCGAAGACCAGCUUGAGGCAUUCGAGGCCCAGUUCGAUGGGGAGGAGAACGAUUGGGUGGACGAGGACGACGAGGAAGGUGGCGGUCCUGCCGAUGGCGGAGACGAGCUCGUGUUCGGAGGCGAGGCAGGCAUGGGAGAGAUGGACGACGAGGAAGGCGUCGACGAAGCCGGCGACAGUGAAGGCGGCUUCACCGACGAGGAGGAGCUGCUGACGGGCGAGCUCGAGUUCGACCCAGAGAUGACCGAGCAGCUGCGAGCUCAGUCGACUGCACAAGCGUACGGCUGGGACCCGGUCACGGGCGGCGACGGCGCCAGUGCUCGCCGCAACCGAAGCCUUGCCGAGGACAUGAUGAUGCUGGGCGACGCCGGCGCCGACCGCCCUCGCAACCAGAACACGGCCGCGCCCCAUCCACUCCUCGCCGAGUCGUCGUCUGCCGAGGCAGCGGCGGAACCAGCUGCGCGUCGUCCUCGCGGCCACCAGGGCGCGAGUCGCGACUCGCCGGCCUAUCGCGAAUGGGUGCGGUCCGUCGAAGCUAUGCUCGGUCCCGGCGGUGUCAACACGCUCGAAGAGAUUCUCGGCACGCAAGGCCUCUCGCAUCUCCACGGGCCGGAGCAGGUCAGCGUCCAGCUCCAGCCGACGGCGGAAGGCGGCAUGGCCGUGGUCAUCCAACCGAACCCAGGCGCCCGCGGUGCGCAGCACGCUCACGGGCAUGACGCUCACCGCCACGCCGGGACCUCCGCAUCGCAGCCCAGCUCGAGGUCGGUUGCGCGCCAGCUCUCCGACCGCAUCAACGCUGCUUCGGCCUUUCUGCCGCUGCAGACAAAUCAGCGAUGGUACGAGGAGAGCCGCAUCCUUCAGGGAUGCGUGCUCGUCAACGAACGCAUCGUGCGGCUCGCCAAUCACCUCAUCAACGUUCUCCACGGCCCCGCUCGCGAGACGGCGAAGGAGGAGCGCCGGAAGGAGGAGGAGCGUCGGAGAGAAGCGGAGCAGGAAGCGAGGGAGGUCGCCGAGCGACUCGAACAGGAGAAGCGAGUUCAAGCAGAGGAGGAGGAGCGACGACGGAAACAGGCGGAGGAAGAGAAGGCGAAGGAGGAGGCGGACACUCGAGGUGGAGCGGAGGCGUCAGCGGCGCAGACUUCGAUGGAGGUCGACAACGAGCCGACCGAGGAAGUCCCUGACGACGUCGCCGAGGUCAUGAAUCUCGCCCGCUCGCUCGCCGCGGGACUCGCGGUGCCAUCCACCUCGGGAUCGACUCCAGCAGCCACCUCUCGUCAAGGGACGCCGGCGAAUGCACCCCCAGCCUCGGAUACCACCCCGUCAGGCGGAGCUUCUGCUCCAGCGGGCGAAGCCGCUGCACCAGUCGCCAGCGGCUCGGAAGAUGCGCCGCGACCGGAGCGUGUUGCCGUCCUCGUCCAUGGCGAAGAAGUCGACAUCACCGACACCGGCAUCGAUCGCGAGUUCCUCGAAGCUCUGCCCGACGACAUGCGCGACGAGGUGAUCCGACAGCAUCUGCGCGAGACUCGUACGCGCUCGACAGGACCUCCUCCAGCCCUUCCCGAGCACAUCAACUCCGAGUUUCUCGACGCUCUGCCGCCGGCGCUGCGCGACGAAGUUCUUCGUCAGGAGGCCGCAGCGCAGCGUCGUGCUCAAGCUGCGCCUGCAGCCGCAGACCAGGCUGUCGGCCGCGCCGACGAGCCGGCCGACUUCGCCGAGGUCGACCCAGCCGACUUUUUGGGCACGCUCGACCCCGCACUGCGGUCUGCAGUCUUGUCGGCCGAGCAGGGCAACGCGCCCAAUCCGCUCGACGCUCUCCUAGGCGGCCUUCUCGCCGCCGGCAGCAGGGCCCGUCGAGGUCCCGCUGCGAAUGCGGCGUUCCAGGCUGUUGGCGGGCAAGCGGGCGGGCCCGACCGUGGCGGUGUUCCUCUGGGUCAACCGGGUCAUGCCGCCGCCAAGAAGUCUGCGACGCACCGUGAAGUCAUCCAGCUCCUCGACAAGUCCGGCCUGGCAACCCUCGUGCGACUACUCUUCUUCCCACAACCUCUCAAACGCCACUCGCUCCAGCGCGUCCUCGUCAACCUGUGCGAGAACGGUCGCACCCGGGUCGAGCUCGUCCACCUGCUCCUGACGAUCCUACAUGACGGGACUCGCGACGUCUCAGCUGUCGACAAAAGCUUCUCGCAGAUGAGUCUGCGUGCGAGUCGUGCGCUCGUGACGAAGGAGACGCCAAAGCGCAGGGCGCCCGAGACGCCCGGUGGCUCCCUGCCGCACUUCCCCGGCGAGAGCGUGCCGAACUUGAUCGCGCAGCGUUGUCUCGAGGCGCUCGGCUUCCUCGUCCAAGCGAACGAGCAGACGUCGCUCUACUUCCUCACCGAGCAGGAGGUCCCGGUCAGCAAGCGUGCCGCCAAGAAGGGCAAGGGCAAGGAGAAGGCUGCGCCGACGACGACCUACCCCAUCAUCGUGCUUCUCGGACUCCUCGAGCGACCGGCAACCCUCAAGACGCCUGCGAUGAUGGAAGCGAUCACGACUCUCCUCGCCCAAAUCACGCGCUCGCUCGCCUCGAUCGAGAAGCCUGCGACCGCCGAGCCCGCCGCAGUUUCUCAAGUUCCGCCUGCACCGAAUGCCGCCACGGGGAAAGCCUCGUCGGCGGCAGCAGGCUCCACUGCACCUCCCGCAGAACCCGCCAGCAAGAACGACGACCAGAAGGCGAAGGACGUGAAGGACGCGCCAUUGACGGUCGACGCGCUGUCGAAGAACCCACCGCAGAUUCCGGCGACCAGUCUUGGCCACGUCGUCAACGUUCUCGACGCUGGCGAGUGCUCCAGUCGCACGUUCUCCCAGACGCUCGGCCUCAUCCAGAACCUCUCGCAUCUCGACGGAGCUCGCGAGAUCAUCCUCGGCGAGCUCAAGGCGCGCGCCGAGAAGAUCUCGCAGGAGAUCGUUCCCUCGCUCGUCGAGUUGCUCGACACGAUCGGCCGCGACCAGCCCGUUGGCGGCGUCACGCUCGGCAAGUUCACGCCUGCGUCGUCGAACCAGGCAAAGCUCCUCCGCAUUCUCAAGACGAUCGACUUCUUCGGUGCAGCGCCAAAGAGGCUCCCAUCGACCAACAGCGGCGAGCCCGCCUCGAAGAGUCUGUCUGCGGAGGAGGAGCAAGUCAAGCAGAUCUACAGCUCGCUCAGCAAGUCUGAUCUGUGGAAGCGACUCGGCGACGCGCUCGGCGGCAUCGAGGCCAAGCCCGACCUGCUCUACCUCUCGACGGUGCUCCUCCCGCUGAUCGAGUCGCUGCUCGUCGUCAACAAGUUCACGGACGCCUCCUCGACCGAGUUCAUCGACUUCACUACGGCGCACAGCAAGAUUCUUAACACGAUGGUUCGCAACAACCCGUCGUUGAUGAGUGGAUCGUUCGCCGUGCUCGUCCGCAACUCGUCCAUGCUCGACUUUGAGAACAAGCGCUCCUUCUUCUUCUCGCGCCUGCAUGACCGUUCUCAGCGGAAGCGACCGCACUACCCGACGAUCAACCUCAACGUCCGUCGUGCCCACGUCUUCGAGGACUCGUUCCAUGUCUUCAACCGCAGGUCCGGCGAAGAGAUCAAGUAUGGCAAGCUGAACGUCAAGUUCUACGACGAGGAAGGAGUCGAUGCUGGAGGCGUUACUCGCGAAUGGUUCGGAGUGCUCGCGCGCCAGAUGUUCAACCCGGGAUACGCGCUCUUCCAGCCUCAGGCCGCCGACUCGCUCACGUACCAGCCGAACAAGUCGUCCGCCAUCAACGAGAACCACCUCGAGUACUUCCGCUUCGUCGGCCGCCUCAUCGGCAAGGCUAUCUUUGAUCAGCGCAUCCUUGAGGCUCACUUCAGUCGCUCUGUCUACAAGCACAUGCUCGGCAAGCCCGUCGACCACCGCGACCUCGAGUCGAUCGACCCCGAAUAUUAUAAGUCCCUCGUGUGGAUGCUCGAGAACGACAUCGAGGGUAUCAUCGACUUGACGUUCUCCGUCGAGCGGGACGAGUUCGGCGUCAUGGAGGUCGUCGACCUCAUCCCGAACGGCCGGAACAUCCCCGUCACGAACGAGAACAAGCACGACUACGUCCGCCGCAUCGCCGACCAGCGCCUCUCGAUCGAGAUCAAGGAUCAGAUGGAUGCGUUGCUGAAGGGUCUGUACGACGUCGUGUCGAAGGACCUGCUUCAGAUCUUCUCGGAGCGGGAGCUCGAGCUCCUCAUCUCGGGCCUGCCGACGCUGGACGUGGAUGACAUGCGGGCGCACACCGACCUCGUCGGGUUCUCGCCAUCCGAUCCCGUUGUCGCGUGGUUCUGGCGCGCUGUCAGGUCCUUCUCACAGGAGGAGCGCGCGAAGCUCCUCCAGUUCGUCUCUGGCUCGUCUCGCGUACCGCUCGAGGGUUUCGCCGCGCUGCAGGGCAUGAACGGCGUCACCCGCUUCAACAUCCACAAGGCGGGCAACAAUGCGAGCCUCCCCACCGCGCACACCUGCUUCAACCAGCUCGACCUGCCGACCGGCUACGAAUCCUACGAGCAUUUCCGCCGCCACCUCUCGCUCGCCAUCCACGAGGGCGCAACUGGCUUCGCUUUCGCCUGA
Messenger RNA from Rhodotorula toruloides NP11, 11460 nucleotides. Its product is annotated as E3 ubiquitin-protein ligase HUWE1. The record is from RefSeq and is a predicted model, not a curated record. Gene Ontology annotation, biological process: positive regulation of protein catabolic process; protein polyubiquitination; proteasome-mediated ubiquitin-dependent protein catabolic process. The coding region runs from base 1 to 11460 and encodes 3819 amino acids. Lineage: Eukaryota; Fungi; Basidiomycota; Microbotryomycetes; Sporidiobolales; Sporidiobolaceae. The transcript has 18 exons. Gene Ontology annotation, molecular function: protein binding; ubiquitin-protein transferase activity.